This is a messenger RNA of Mercurialis annua (annual mercury), 1588 nucleotides long. RefSeq names its product probable protein phosphatase 2C 22. The record is from RefSeq and is a predicted model, not a curated record. The transcript is spliced from 4 exons. NCBI's taxonomy places the organism in Eukaryota, Viridiplantae, Streptophyta, Magnoliopsida, Malpighiales, Euphorbiaceae. The coding region runs from base 241 to 1395 and encodes 384 amino acids. Gene Ontology annotation, molecular function: cation binding; protein serine/threonine phosphatase activity. Gene Ontology annotation, biological process: protein dephosphorylation.
UGGUUUUUAAAAAUCAAAGCUUUCCACCUUUUCAAAAAAAAAAAAAAAGUUUUCAACGCCUGAAAACCCUAACUUUUCCCGAAAUCUAUUUUCCGACAGCAGCAUUUAUUAAUUGAAGAGCUGAGUGAACUCAUUGACCGACACCGGAGUUAUAUCCAAUUGGGCUUUGUUUGGUUGUUGAGUGAGUGGCUGUGUAUUGAAGGAAUUUCAGUUGAAAUAGAAAAAAAGAGGUAUGUGAAAAUGGAGGGGAGUAAAGGGUAUUGCGGGAUUGGAGAGAAUGGUAGCUCAAGUGAGGGGAGGCCUCCAAAUCCUCUGUCUGCAUCACUAGCUUCUUUACAGUUUCUUAACAAUGACAAUCACAGCAAUGUUCCUGUUUCGUGUAACAAAACUCUGGUUCGCCACCACUCCCUAGUGAAGACAAGGGCGUCAGGUUUAAGUGUGGAACCUGAACUUGGUGCAGAAAACCAAGAUAAUGAUUUCUUUCCGAUUGUCCGUUCUGGAGCAUGGGCAGAUAUUGGUUUUCGUCCAAGUAUGGAAGAUGUGUACAUAUGUUUCGAUAACUUUAUGAGUGACUAUGGGAUCAAUAACAUUGGUGAUGGCCCCAAUGCCUUCUACGGGGUAUUUGAUGGACAUGGAGGAAAACAUGCUGCAGACUUUGCUUGCUACCAUUUGCCAAAAUUUAUUGUUGAGGAUGAAGACUUCCCAAGAGAGAUUCAGAGGGUUGUUGCUUCUGCAUUUCUGCAGACUGACAAUGCUUUUGCAGAGGCUUGCUCUGUAAAUGCGGCCCUUUCUUCUGGCUCCACUGCACUGGCAGCUCUUAUUAUGGGGAGGUUGUUGGUGGUGGCAAACGCGGGUGACUGCCGAGCUGUGCUGUGUCGUCGUGGCAAAGCAAUUGAAAUGUCGAGAGAUCACAAACCAGUUUGUAGCAAAGAGAAGAAACGCAUUGAGGCAUCAGGGGGACAUGUCUUUGACGGAUACCUCAAUGGCCUACUAAAUGUAGCUCGUGCUAUAGGAGAUUGGCACAUGGAAGGAAUGAAAAGUAAAGAUGGUGGGCCACUAAGUGCGGAACCAGAGCUUAUGACUACACAAUUGACAGAGGAAGACGAAUUCCUCAUUAUAGGAUGUGAUGGGAUUUGGGAUGUUUUUAGGAGCCAAAAUGCUGUAGAUUUUGCCAGGAGGAGGCUUCAGGAGCACAAUGAUCCAGCGAUGUGCAGUAAAGAUGUGGUGGAUGAAGCUUUGAAAAGAAAGAGCGGGGAUAAUUUAUCGGUGGUUGUGGUUUGCUUCAAAUCUGAGCCUCCUCCUAAUUUGGUUGCAGCGCGCCCAAGGGUGCAUAGAAGCUUCUCUGCAGAGGGCCUCAGGGAACUGCAAAGCUUUUUGGAUAACUUGGCUAAUUGAGACGUUGAUGAAUACUUUUUCAGUUUCUUUUCUUCUUUCUUCCAUUUUUGUAAUCAAAUUUGUUAGAUGUAGUCCAGUAAUUGAGUUCAACUGUAACAUAUGCGGCCGGAAGUUGGUAGCAUAGUCUGUUGCUUUCUAGAUCGCUCUCUUAACAUAUAUGUAUUGACAAUGUAUGUUAAUUGUUUCCACUUCA